UUCCUUACCUUAUCCUUCCUAUUCAUGAGAAGUGAUCAAUGAAUAUAAUUUCAACAACAAGUGUUGGUCCUUAGAAUCAAUCCGUAGAUUUUUUUUUCUAUCCACGUUUCAAGCGGCAGAGAUGGAAAGUGUGAAGGGUGGCCAUGGCAGAGCUCCAAUGGUGAGAGCAGGGGUCGACACAAGUUCUCCAUUCCAAUCGGUGAAGGAAGCUGUCAUGCUAUUUGGGGAGAAAGUCCUUGUUGGAGACACUGAAAAUAAACUUAAAGAAGUGCGAGCCACAACUGACAAACAUAAGCAAACCACAUCAAGCCUACACUCCCUUGAGAUAGAACUCGAGCAAACAACACAAAACCUCUUGAAAGCCAGAGAAGAAAGAAAAGCAGCAGUAAACUGCCUCAACUCUGUAAUUCAAGAGCUAGAGAAAACAAAGACUGAACUUAAGAGACUAAAAGUUAGAGAUAGAGAAAACUCAACUAUGGAUUCAGAGGUUGAGCACAUCAAGUUUAUAGAGAAUGCAAUGCCAAUCCUCAACGAAGAUGCAGAAUUUGAAAGCAAGAGAUUUAUGAAGUUUAACAAUUUGCCAUCUUUGGGUCGGUUCUUCAGCUCUGAAAAUCUCUUAGAUACGAAAGUUUCCAUGGAUAGGGAAGUACUAGAACUGAUAAAGAAGAAGAAGAAGAAGAGGGCAUUUCUUCCUGUGAUAGCUUCUAUUUUUUCUAAGAAGAGAGAAUAUAGACAUGAAGCAUCGAUCACAAGAAAAAUCUCCACAGGUGUAAGGAUCAGCUCAGAGAUUUGAUUCAAUUGUGUGAAAG
Phalaenopsis equestris is the source of this 809-nucleotide messenger RNA. RefSeq names its product WEB family protein At2g17940-like. The coding region runs from base 122 to 793 and encodes 223 amino acids. NCBI's taxonomy places the organism in Eukaryota, Viridiplantae, Streptophyta, Magnoliopsida, Asparagales, Orchidaceae. The transcript is spliced from 2 exons. The record is from RefSeq and is a predicted model, not a curated record.